AUGACAGAAGUGAAAGGAACUCCCAUCAUUAAAGGUUCACGAACAAUGCAAAUAACUGGCUUAUAUAAAGGACGGGCAAUUAUUAUAAAAGACUCUUACAGUGUUAUAAAUAAGAAGCUUAAACUAUUUCCUGCUAUGUUUAACUUACAAACAGGACCGAAAGAAGUAUUUCCAUAUAACUACUACAGCAGUGUUUUGUUAGCAAAUGACAACAGAACUGGUGUCAUUUCUGAAGCAUGUAAGUUUGUCAAGGAUGCAGAUACAUUCAUGAAAAACAUAGAUUCCAUCAAAGGUUGCAGAAUAGAUGAAAACCACUUCGACUUAGAAAAGUAUAGCACAUUUUAUUGCAAACAAGAUGUAAGAAUUUUAAGAGAAGGUUUUGUUAAGUUCCGCAAUGACAUAUUGAAAGAAUUUGAUUUAAACGUUUAUGACUACGUUAGUAUUUGUUCAAUUGCUAACAAAUUAUUUGAGAACAGAGUGUACUUCCCGAAUGGAAAUCUUUAUGACCUCUCAAAUAAACCAAGAGAAUUUAUUUCACGCUGA
This is a messenger RNA of Trichomonas vaginalis G3, 543 nucleotides long. Its product is annotated as organellar and viral DNA polymerase type B. The coding region runs from base 1 to 543 and encodes 180 amino acids. The record is from RefSeq and is a predicted model, not a curated record. The transcript has a single exon. Gene Ontology annotation, biological process: DNA replication. Gene Ontology annotation, molecular function: nucleotide binding; DNA-directed DNA polymerase activity; DNA binding. Lineage: Eukaryota; Parabasalia; Trichomonadida; Trichomonadidae.